Messenger RNA from Notothenia coriiceps (black rockcod), 1732 nucleotides. Its product is annotated as serine-rich coiled-coil domain-containing protein 2-like. The transcript has 3 exons. Bases 38 to 1705 code for a protein of 555 amino acids. NCBI's taxonomy places the organism in Eukaryota, Metazoa, Chordata, Actinopteri, Perciformes, Nototheniidae. Gene Ontology annotation, molecular function: microtubule binding. Gene Ontology annotation, biological process: microtubule bundle formation. Gene Ontology annotation, cellular component: microtubule cytoskeleton. The record is from RefSeq and is a predicted model, not a curated record.
GUGUUUCCAUGUCCCUCCAUGCCUUUUUUGGCAUCUAAUGGAAGAAAAAUCACACAUCAGGUCCGCCAUGGUAUCCAGGCUGCCUAAGUUCGGUGGACGCUCCUCGACUGGUGCUGCCAGCCCCUUGUCCAAUGGUUCUACACACCCGACCACCCCCACUCAGGAUGGAAAGACCACUCCCUCAGGAACACGGCCGAAUGGCGUAAUCCGAGCCUCUUCAUUUUCCUUCAAAUGGAAGAGAGACGAGGGGACGAGCCCCACCAGCCCUGAGGAUGGAGUUGAAGAAAAGGCUCAGACACUGCUCCCCCCUCUGGUAAAGGAGGUGAGAAAUGGCUCUCCAUCGACGCCCAAGAUGCGGAGGUCAGGUGUUUUGACGGUGGCUGUCUCCAGUCCCAAGGCCAUCCCCAAGCAAUCUUUGAAGAUGAGUCCCAAAAUAGUGACCAAGCUAGACCAAAGCCCACUGAACGGAGGUCCUAAAAUUGCAGCCCAUAAUGGCUUCAGCAGUCCAGUUCGAACGGGGUCAGAAUCCCGACUUGUGCGGACGAGAGCAGGCUCCAGCUCUCCCAGAAGCAGCUCUCAAGACAGCCUGUCCCAGUCAAGUGACAGCCUGAAGACCUUGGCACUUGACAACAUGGUGCGCUCAAACAGCUUCACUCACUUCAAGCAGAUUCCCUCACCCACCAGCCAGCCUAUGACGCGGUCCUUCUCCUUCAACCGGGCUGUAGAGCUAGCCAAGCCUCUGACAAACACUCAGCUCCGGCCUCCUCGCAGUAGUUUUCUCAAACCCCCUCAGCUGAGCAAUGGAAGAGUGGGUUUAGGACUCGGAGGCCUGAAUAGCGGCCUUGGAGGUUCAGGAGGUCUAGGUGGAGGACUUCAGUACAGUAGACCACCUUCAGCUGCCUCUUCUCUCCCCACUCUCUCAAUCCCUCCAGCGCCCACUACUCCUAGUCCUCUGAGAAAGCCUCUGCUCCCCAGCUGUGUGCUCAACAAGUCAUUGGGAAGCAGUGGUUUGUCUUUGGGCUACAGGCCGACUCGAUCUGGGCAGACCAAGCAGCAAAAGCCACUUUUUCCAUGUAGGGUCAAGGGGGAUAUCAGACCUUCAACUGCCCCUGAAUUUGCAGGGCUAUUAGGGAUAGCAAUAGACAUUGAGCGGACUAGUGAGACUGCAAAAGCAGUCUCUCCCAGUGACAGUGAUGGAAGCUCCGGAGGAGGAAAAGGAGGAAAAAGUGUGCUUAAGAUCUCUGGCCAGACAGCAGGUGAGACUUUGGAGGACAUGUCCUUAUCCUCGGCCUCCUCUCUAGACAGAGGCGACACCAGUGAAGAUUUUCUUGAUGACUUUGACUGUCUGGGAGAUGGGUUCAGUGAUGGGGACCUGCCUGACAACAGAAGAACUGACAGCACUACUCAAACCCGCUUACACAGCUUUCUCAAUGAGAGCCUUGACUGGGACACUAUGGAUCUGGCAGGACAUAAAGAAGAGAGCCCUAUGCAGGACUCUCAGGGACCGCUGGGCUUGUCUUCAGAGCCGGCUGACGUCCUUCAGGCUUCGUCUGUGGAGAUGUCGCCCUCCAACAGCUCUGGUGGAACCUACAUGUGGGAUGAGGAUGGUCUCGAGCCACUUGGGGGGCCGGGGACACAUCCAUGUGACAGCUAUGAUGAUUCAGACCUCAACAGCAUGGGAUUAAACGAGCAGAACAAAGGCUGAAAAGGAAAGCAAAAGUGUCUCGAGGUU